AAAGACCCGCACCACCGCUCUCGCUCCCCGCAUCUUCCGAGCCUGCCUCUCUUCCCUACCGCACAUUUCCUUCCGAACACCUCCUGGUAGCGCCCUACCACCCUUAGACCAACAUGUCGCAGAGAGUACAGCAAGGCGGCCGUCCUGGCGGAUCCAGGUUCGCACAGUUCAAGCUGGUGCUGCUCGGUGAAUCUGCUGUUGGAAAGUCGUCGCUGGUUUUGCGAUUCGUGAAGGACCAAUUCGACGACUACAGAGAAUCGACCAUCGGCGCCGCCUUUCUUACCCAGACCAUCGCCCUCGACGAAAACACAACAGUCAAGUUUGAGAUCUGGGAUACCGCCGGCCAGGAGCGCUACAAGUCGCUGGCCCCCAUGUACUACAGGAACGCAAAUUGCGCCGUCGUUGUUUAUGAUAUCACACAAGCUGCCUCGCUCGAUAAGGCAAAAGCAUGGGUCAAGGAGCUUCAGCGCCAGGCCAAUGAGAACAUCAUCAUCGCCCUCGCUGGCAACAAGCUUGACUUAGUCACCGAGUCGCCCGACAAGCGCGCCAUUACUACCGCCGACGCUGAGCAAUACGCACGCGAAGCCGGCCUCCUUUUCUUCGAGACAUCCGCCAAGACAAGCGAGAAUGUCCGCGAACUCUUCACCGCCAUCGCAAAGAAGCUACCGCUCGACCAGGCCGGCCCACGAAACUUGAGGCCCGGCCAGCAAAGACAGGGCGUCAACCUCAGGCCGGAGGCGAACCAGACACAGGGACCUGCAGGCUGCAACUGUUAGUGAGAGGGAUCACCUAUUUGCUUUGUAGGUAUAGCGC
Didymella exigua CBS 183.55 is the source of this 813-nucleotide messenger RNA. Its product is annotated as GTP-binding protein YPT52. Gene Ontology annotation, molecular function: GTPase activity; GTP binding. Lineage: Eukaryota; Fungi; Ascomycota; Dothideomycetes; Pleosporales; Didymellaceae. The record is from RefSeq and is a predicted model, not a curated record. The transcript has 5 exons. Bases 114 to 776 code for a protein of 220 amino acids.